AUGAAGGCUGCCUAUGGCCACUAUUUAUAGACGUGCCAGUGUCCCGUGCGUCUCAGCAGAAGUGAGGGCCUAUUUUCAGCACCUGAAUGGACACCACUGUAAUGCCAGGUACCUGCACGUAGCACACUGGCGCACUAGAGAGAUUUCAGAAGUCAGCUCUCUUUAUGAGGACGUCUAUAAGACAAAGGAAUUGUUGAGCCUGAAACAUACAUGACAAGUAAAGACAGCAUAAUGUACACGCCAGAUAUGUAUGAAUACUUUUUUGUUGAAGAUAAUGAGGAAAGCAGAACAAAAAAAAAUAAAGUCAAGAAACCAAGACAAGUAUCAAGUACAGAUUUGGCUUUGGCUGCAAUCCCGUCCGAGGCUAUCUCUUGGCCUGAGGCCUAUGAGUUUUUCUUUGCUGAUGGGCCUCAAGAUCUAGACAAGAAAGGCCUCAUGUUCAGCAUGCCUUCCCAAGCACUGAGUUCUGCUGACGUACUCCAGCACUUUGUUCCUGAUGGACUAAAAGCAUUCAGCAUAAGAGGGACACAUCACAGGAGAACCACAGAUACCAGGCUCUUUUCUUCUCAGGAAGGUCAAGAGAUAUUCAAAGAAACAAAUUUAGCAUCAGGCUCUCUUGUACCAUAUUUGUCCUCCAGCAGAAGUGAUGCAUGCUUGGUGUUCCUGGCCGUAGCAUCUUGGGCUGUGAAAACUUCAGACAUGCAGUCUGCAGAUGGAUGGAAGACAGCCCUGUUGGCAAACAUUGGUGCCGUGUCUGCAAUUCGAUACUUACGAAGACGCAGUAGAAGAUUAAGGCAGGAAUCCUCACCACAGCCUGGAGAUGAAACCUAGAUCAUGUAUUCUGUGAACUAAUCGUUAAAAGUCUUCAAGUUGGCUGGAUCACACUGUGGAUGUAAAGGCCUCCAGUUUGCAUGUAGAUAUGUCUAUAGCUCUUGUCCUUUCAUUCCCUUGUGGACACUUAAUCAAUUUGCAAGGCCUACUUACUGCCUUAGUAUUGAACAUAUUCAUGAUCAGUGUAAUUCAUUUCACAGCAACUGAGGCAAGGAGUUAAAGGAUUAGCAUGUGUAUCAGAGGUACGCCAUGUGAGCUGGUUAGCAGGGCCGGUUUAAAGGCCACAUAGGCCUGGGGCUGAUAAAUAUGAAAGGUCUACUGUGAAAAGUAGAGGAACUGUGACCAGUGCUGUGUGGGUGUGACCAGUGCCCUGUGUGUGUGUACACCACCUACACCAGGACUCGCCAAACCACACCUCGAGAUCUCCCAACAGCUCAUGGUUCCAAACCACCUAGUGCACAGGUGUAGUCAUUACUAAGUGUCACAUUUUCAAACAUGUGGUGCAUUCAUAUCUAACUGACACCUUCUACAGAUCCACAGGUGGCCCGGAAAGGGAUGCAGUCAAUUUACCUACAAUCAAAAUCCUCACGGUCAAAAUAUCGACAACCAUUGACCGAUGGUCAAAAUACAGACAAGUUCAAAAUACCGACAUGGUCAAUAUACCGACAUUAAAAAUGUCAACAGUCAAAAUACUGACAUUAAAAAUGCUGACAGGUCACAAAAUCGACAUGCGCUUUUCAUGAUUUUUUAAUUGAAACCGACUUGUUCAUACUUUACCAUCCCAGUGGACAUGGAGGGGGAAUAUAAUAGUGUGCUGAGCGCAGCGAGGGGACAUGGUACACUUAUAUGGUGUCCAUGUAGUCCUAUGUCGACAUACACACCAAUUUAUUUUUUAAACUAUAGACUUUUUGACCUGUCGACAUUUUAAAUUUCGGAAUACUGACUGUGUCGACAUUUUAAAUGUCGGUAUUUUGACCAUGUCAGUAUUUUGACCUUGUCUGUAAUUUGACUAUUGGUCAAUUGUUAUCUGUAUUGUGACCGUCAGGAUUUUGAUUGUAAGUAAACCAUACUGAUCCCCCUGGAAAACAUGAACUGUUGGUAGCUCUUGAGGUCACGAGUUUGGCCACCCCUGCCCUACACGAUCAGCCCCAAUGUCUCCUUAAAUAAUUAAAAGUAGGAAAAUUGUAUAAUUUUGUGAGGAAAAGAUAAAUACAGUUUUAAUAUUUAGAAUUUAUGGUUGACUGUGAGGCCAACUGGAUGGUUGGCCACCAUCAUGCUGUCAUGAUAAUGGGCCUAUGUUUAUGUGGAGACCUGGAGCUGUAACUCCAUCAGCCCCAUUGUUAAUCUGGCCCUGCUGGUUAAUGUGGGACAAAUUCUGAAGGUCAUCAAGUUUUGUGAAGUGUUUUUGCUGGAAACAGUACGUUAAAUCACUAAUGGGAUGGGUAUGGUCCUGUUUGUCAACUUGCGAUUGUUAGCAUCUUCAAGACUUUAUAGACUAAAGUAAGUGAUUCUCAGAGCUGAUGGCUAUGACUAAACUUUUCCUUCCAUAGAAACACCUGGAAGUCACAGUGGGAGAUCAGUGGAAGUAGAAGUGAGUUAUGUGUUGUGAUUGUUAUGCCACCAGUGUUGCUGUGAUACAUAAUAAAUUGUGUCUCGUUUACUCCCCUCA
This is a messenger RNA of Pseudophryne corroboree (corroboree frog), 2500 nucleotides long. RefSeq names its product PPARGC1 and ESRR induced regulator, muscle 1 (gene PERM1). The transcript has 4 exons. Gene Ontology annotation, cellular component: cytoplasm; nucleus. The record is from RefSeq and is a predicted model, not a curated record. NCBI's taxonomy places the organism in Eukaryota, Metazoa, Chordata, Amphibia, Anura, Myobatrachidae. Gene Ontology annotation, biological process: response to muscle activity; regulation of DNA-templated transcription. The coding region runs from base 211 to 831 and encodes 206 amino acids.